Blastomyces gilchristii SLH14081 is the source of this 1105-nucleotide messenger RNA. Its product is annotated as methyl-CpG-binding domain-containing protein 4. Gene Ontology annotation, cellular component: nucleus. Gene Ontology annotation, biological process: base-excision repair. The record is from RefSeq and is a predicted model, not a curated record. Gene Ontology annotation, molecular function: catalytic activity; DNA binding. The transcript has a single exon. Lineage: Eukaryota; Fungi; Ascomycota; Eurotiomycetes; Onygenales; Ajellomycetaceae. Bases 43 to 1032 code for a protein of 329 amino acids.
CAGGGACGGUCCGGAAGUUGGGUAAGGUUAUAUAUAUAUAAAAUGGAGAGAAAGAGCACCAGAAUUAAAAUAAAUGGUGUAUGCGACUCAAGCGAAGUUGAACCUCGGACUGGACUGCUGGUGGGGGCACCACGUGAUAGGGAACCUCGACCACUGACUCAGCAAGCCGCAAGAACAAGCACCAUCUUCGUCAACAGCCUUGGAAUCUCCCCGAAAUAUAUGGCCAAACAGCCCAAGAAGUCCCCCUAUUUCCCCCAGGAGCGCCGAAAUGCCGCUUCCUGCCUCCCGUUCCCUCCAAUAUCGGCCCAAUCUUUCGGCUUGAUCCAAGAGAAGCUCGCCCACGACCCGUUCCGGCUAUUGAUCUCAACGAUCUUCCUUAAUCGAACCCGGGGCGAAGUUGCGAUCCCGGUUCUAUACAGCGUCUUUGAGAGAUAUCCGACCGUCGCAGCCCUUGCAGAGGCGCAGGAAGAGGAUGUUGUCGAGAUGAUACGCUGUCUGGGAUUCCAGAAUGCCCGUGCGCGCAAAUGUAUUGCCCUUGCGAAGCUCUGGAUUGAUAACCCCCCAGCCAAAGGAAGACGGUAUAGGAAGCUACAUUAUCCCAACAAGGGCGACGGGCGUGAUAUCAAACCUAGAGAAUGUGUGGAAGACGGUGACGCACGGGUUGCCUGGGAAAUUGCCCAUCUUCCCGGCCUGGGCUCGUAUGCCAUUGAUAGCUGGAGGAUAUUUUGUCGUGAUGAGUUGAGGGGCCUGGCGAGUGACUGGAAGGGCACGGAGGCGUCUGAUGGAUUUGUGCCGGAGUGGAAAUCAGUGGUUCCCAAGGAUAAAGAGCUGCGUGGGUAUUUGACCUGGAUGUGGCUCAAGGAAGGGUGGGAAUGGGAAGUGGAGACGGGGCGUAGAAAACGGGCGAGCAAGAAGCUCCUCAGUGCUGCCAUGAAGGGAAGCAUUGCCGUUGAAACAAACGGCAGUUGGAUUCUUGAAUCUUCGAUGGCGGAAACGUCAAUAUAUUUUGAAAAAGCAAUUCAGGAUAAAUGAUAACGUAAUAAUUUUUUGUUCUAUAAAUAUAUAUAUAUAUGUCUUUCUGGAUUUAGCCAUGUUUAUAAAAAUC